Argentina anserina (silverweed cinquefoil) is the source of this 603-nucleotide messenger RNA. RefSeq lists its product as uncharacterized. NCBI's taxonomy places the organism in Eukaryota, Viridiplantae, Streptophyta, Magnoliopsida, Rosales, Rosaceae. Gene Ontology annotation, cellular component: endoplasmic reticulum. The transcript is spliced from 2 exons. Bases 78 to 590 code for a protein of 170 amino acids. The record is from RefSeq and is a predicted model, not a curated record.
CCAAGAUCCUGUUUUUGCUACCAAUCCUCUCUAGGCAAUUUUCCAUUCCUCUUGCAAAUUGAAAUUAAGCAACAAAAAUGGGCGCUCUUGUGAAGCUUAUUGAUGCUUUGCUCUUCGUCUUGCUCCUUGCGAUCGCUUUCAAAAUCCCUUUGAUUAAAGGGCAAGCAUGUCUCCCAAUCACCAUCUACCCGGAUUUUCUCGUCGAACUCCGGAGCUGGUAUGCCGGAGAGGUUGGUGACUACCUCAUGACGGAGACGCCGGAUUUCUACGUUGGGAUCAUGUGGGUUGAGCUUCUUUUACAAUGGCCUCUGGUGCUUGUGAAUCUUUAUGGCAUUGUGGCUGGGACGCACUGGUUCAACACUACGUGCUUGAGUUAUGGCAUUUCUCUAUUCACCGGCAUGGUUCCUAUAUUUGUAGAACUCACAGGAUCAGGAAGGGCACCGGAAAAGUUAUUGACGGUGUACUAUACGUUCUUAAGUUUGGGUGUUCUUGCCAUACUUCGUGGAUUGCUUCCCAACUCAUCAGCAACCAAGUUCUCUUCUGCAACCAUUGGCAAGAGACCAGCCUCGGGUAGGAAGAAGAGAGUUUAACCAUUACCUUGCG